UUAAUUAUAAUUUUAAUGAUUGGUUUCUUCGAAUAACCACGAAAGUUAUACGAAGAAAUCAACACUUUUCCGUAGUAAAUAAGCUCUCUAAAUACAUGUGACUGUUGUUUUCCCAUUAUUUUAUUUUGUCCGUCCGUUCCGUUGGUUCAUGUUCGUGUAGUGUAUCAGUAAGUUUUGGGCACAUUCAGGUGUUUUUUAUUUUCAGGAAGCGACGCCAACAGGCCCGCUAUACGGGAGAGCGCUCGCCGAGCCAUCCGGGCCGCCAUUGACAGUUUGCAAGCGAUUGACAGGAUCACCACCGAUGCCGAGGCGACGAAAAUCAGAGAAAACCUGCGAACACUGAAGUUUUUCCUCCCCGGACCGAUCACGGUGCAAAAACUGUGCAGAUUGGACGACAAUAUCAUCACUGGAGAUGUUUUGGAUUCGUAUUCGCAACUACUAGGCCUCAUCAUCAAGGUCAUGCUGCCGCAGUGGCCGCAUUAUAAAGAAGACGUCACCCCCCUGUUCCUUCUAGAAGAAAGCUUCUUCCUCAGCCACGAAGUCCUGACGGUUCUGUGCGGGUUCCUCAAGCACGAAACUGAUGUUACCGUGCUAAGAGCCUUAUCUUACAUCCUUCUGAAAUACGUCAGGAGUGACGCAGUUCUGACGGCGGUUUUAGACUGCAGCUGCGUGGAAAUGCAGGACAAAAUCGAGAAUUAUAAGCACAGGAUGGAUUGGGAGAAUUUCGUGCAACUUCUCACGUCGCUGCCCGAAAGGGUCGCCAAUAGAUUACAGACUGAAACUCCUAAAGAGUUCUCCCACGAGGAUUACUGCUACAAGUUGAUAUUCCACGUGAUCAGAGGCGUGGAUUAUAUGAGCGAGAGCUGUUUCCACCAAGAAGUCAUGUACGACAUAUCCUACUUGGCUCAUUUCCUGUCUAAAGUCAUAAUAAACUACAAUAUGACGGACGUUAUUUUGAAAUUCGUCGAUAUUCUAAUCGGUUGGAGCGCCAACGACCAGUCUUUGAGCAAGUUCGUUCGACGAAGACUUACACAGACGCUGUUCAAUCACCUGAAUCGACAGGCCAUAGACUCAAUAGCUCUUAUCCUGCUCAAGCGCUGCCCCAUAGACUAUAGAACCGACGAGCAGGCUAUCUUCCAUCUGUUAGGCGAUAAUAUCGACUCAAGCAAAGACUGGAACGACAUCCUUACCUACCGGAUACCGUUCUACUACAAGCCUACCGACUACAAAGACACUACCGUCGUCGAGAAUCUCAUAUACUACUUAUCGACCACAAAAAAUAAUCCAGCGGACACUUUAGCUGGCUUUGUUCUUAAAUUGGCCAGCGUGUGGUCAGACGUCAAGCUUUGCAACGUCUCAAAUAUACCUCAACACAUGCAUAUCUCCCAUCUAAUGCUGUUAGCAGUAAAAUACCGCAGCAUGAUCUCAAAUAGAGACAACGUCGAGUGGGAUCUGGUAGAAACUAAGAGCAUCCUCUUCAAAGGCGUCUCAAGGCAUCUCAGGGUCUUGCUUAACGAAUUUCGAUGCAUCGGCAUGACCACUGUCGAGACUAUAUUCAAGAUACUCUCGACCCAUGAUGAUUCGGAAAGAGAGGCGGCUGCUAACUUGAACUUUGAUUUAAGUUGCAUGGGGGAUACCUGCGUCGAUAUACAAAGGAUCCUUCGAGGAAUCAUUUACAAAUGCCUGAUCGAUCCUGAAAGAAGAAUCCCACGAUUGCAUAAAGUAAAACCGAUCAACCUGCAGGGUUUGCUAGACCUAGUCGCAACAAGGGUGAUCGAUGGCGACAACUGGCCAGCCGAGAAUACACUACUCACCGUGUGUACUACCAAAACCAAAGCUGAAAUGGAGCGGAUAUGCAAAACGUGUAUUUAUUACAAAUUGGACGAUUACGCGCUCUCGAAAAGCACCAUCAGCGAGAUUGAAAAGUCGGAACAACUAGAUUCUGAUGACGAUUUGCAACCGUAUGACAUGAGCAAUGACGUGGCAGUCGCUACUCGGAAACGGGCCAACUAUUUGAGAGACCUUUUAGAGGUGCUCGUAGACCCCCCAGAUGCAGAAACUUUCGAAGCCAGCCUCGAUGUAGCUGAAGAAUUGGUCCUCAAACAGCUAAAGACAGAAGACAGGAAACUGGUCGAGGAUCUCCUCAAUCUAUUCGUGCACAUAGAAGAAAAGUUCCACGUCGAGAACUUCGAUAGUAUCAAGUUUAAUACCGUGGUGGCAAUAGUGUACAUCCAGCCGAAAGUUGCCGCCGCGCACUUGUGUAAAGAAAUACACACGGAUGUUGGGCGCUAUUCCAUAGCGACAAAGAUAUUUAUGUUGGAUGCAUUAGCGGAGGCUGCGAGUCGAAUCGCCGGCGUCAAUGCGGCCUCGCAACCAGCCGGGCAGGCCAUAGACGAUGACGAAGACGAGCCCGAAGUCAUCACGCGAGAAAACGACCUCCCCGCCGCCGAAAUCAUCCGCCGGCGUUUAGUCAACAAGACCAGAUACUUCCACACGAUCCGACCGCACCCGUUCUCGAGAGCAAAGCGGAAUCAAUUCGCUGCAGUCUCCGAUUUCUUCUUCUACCCGCUCGUUUCGGGCUUCGGCUGCAAGCAAUUAAGCUUGAGCUACCACAACUUAAAGCACGAUGUCGACAGUGUGCUGCUUUUGAAGUAUCUAUCGGUGGUCGGGAAUAUAAUUCUCGCUUCGAAGAACUGUCCGAAAUGCUCAAGCUACUGCUGGGAGAUUCUCCAAAUAAUCACGUAUAUGAGACACACCCCGGACCCGAAAAUUCAGAUGGCAGUGAUUUCCCUGCUAGCGUCGGUGGUUUUAGUGUUGCCGCCUCUGAUAAUGAAGACGGAAUUCUUGAAUAUAAUGCUUGAAUUCCGCUCGUGGUUAGGCGACUGCCUGACCAACAUAGAUCUGACCAUGAGAUUCGGCGGCUCCAAGUCCGAAUCAGCCAUAUUCGCCGGACAAGUCCUCUAUAUGAUGGAGAAAGCUAUGUCCGAGGAGUAGUAUUAUGUAUGUGAUCGAAUGUAAGCGUAAGUGUGAUGCGAUGUAAUCGAAUUACCCACCGUUAUCAAUAAAAUUUGUAACCAUUUCAGUGCUUUGACCAGUUCUUGAAAAUCUUUUCGAAUGCUGUAUUAUGUAUUAAGCGUUUAGGUAUUGUAACAAAAUCGAAUUUUUACCAUGACAUAAUUUUAUUGUGUUUUAUAAGUCAAACUUACUCAUUAGAUGAGAUGUGUAUCAUAUUUGUUGUUUAAUUUUUGUUCCUAAAUUAGAGGCUUAUAUAAAAUUGUGUAUGAAAUGAUAAUUUGAUGUUUCUGUUUGAGUAGCCUUUCGACGAUUGGUCGUCAUUUCGACCGCACCCUGACGUAAGUAAAACCAGCAACAGUCACAUGUAUUUGCUAAGAAGACCGGAGCUAGUGAUGUGCCGGGAAUAUCAGCUGACUCGAGUAUUGAAUCGGUUUUCAACGUGUGUUGUCUUUGAUAUGACAUCUUCGAUUUGAAAAUUCGCACAUUCGCAACUUGAUAUUCUCCAUGUAACACACCGACGUUCUUAGUAAGAGUUUAAUCAAGAAUAAACACUUUCUCAAGUAUUCAUGUCUAAUUUUACUGUUUUUAAAUGCCGACAUAUAAUAGGAUAAGUCGUCCUAGUCCACUCCGCUCAUAGCUAAUGUUGGCAUGAGCUGCAACGACAGAGAGACCAACACACGGUAUCAUAAAGACCUAUUCAGACCUGAGCGAUAUUCGCUGCCGCUGUGGGUAGAGGUACACACCGCGCGGGUUUCGCUCAGGUAUUUA
Messenger RNA from Ostrinia nubilalis (European corn borer), 3783 nucleotides. Its product is annotated as telomere length regulation protein TEL2 homolog. Gene Ontology annotation, molecular function: telomeric repeat DNA binding; Hsp90 protein binding. The transcript has a single exon. NCBI's taxonomy places the organism in Eukaryota, Metazoa, Arthropoda, Insecta, Lepidoptera, Crambidae. The record is from RefSeq and is a predicted model, not a curated record. Gene Ontology annotation, cellular component: cytosol. The coding region runs from base 460 to 2994 and encodes 844 amino acids. Gene Ontology annotation, biological process: telomere maintenance via telomerase; protein stabilization.